GGGGCAGCAUCCAUAUCCAGGCUGGGGGAGAAAGGCGUCUUCAGCGCACUUGCCUGGGGGGUGGGUUUGAGGAAGCUGGGCUCUCCGCUGCUUUGGGAUCAGAGAGGAACUUUGGGUCAGUUGGCUGGGACAGGAGGGAGGGAGCCAACAGUCCUUCAAGGGCCAAAUUAAACUGUAGGCACCUGGGAGCUAGGCUUAUCCUGGCCCAUUAAAGAAGAUCUAGCCGGAGUGGGAUGGGAGGGCAGAAAGAAAGGAGUGUUGGGCUCCAGGUUGGAGAUUUUAGGGGCCUUACAGGGCCUCCCUUGUAUGGUGCCUUAAGAGGAAGUCCUCUAGGCCUUUCAGUGAUUGGCAUCUCCAAUCUGGAUGGCUGUCCCUGGGAAUAGUGGCAGGAGGAAGGUGAAAUUGCUGGGAACAGAUUACACCAAGAGGUUGAGGGUGUUAGCAACUCCCUGUGUGGUGCCCUCCUGCCUUACCCCCCACCCCUACCCCCCCACGCCCCAUCCAAAGGUGAAGACAGGCCCCUCUGCUGAUUCUUCCCCCUUUCUCUUCAGGACCAGCCCACCCCCUCCCAGGCCCUUCCUCAUUGGAACUCUCAGGCCCCAGUGGUUCCAGUGAGGGCAGGGCCUGAGCUGGAGCAGGCUGGCAGCUCUGGGCCCCAAACCGGUUUUCCCACCUCAGCUGAGGCUGGCACAUCACCCCUGUGGUUCCCUGCCCCCACCUCCUUGCGGUUCUUCCUCUCUCCACCCUGGAAUGUUGGGGGGCAGGGGCGGCGGUGGUGGCAGGUAUCCAAGUCAUCUUUUUAAACAAGAAGGUGGAGUGACUGUUCCACACUUGGCCUUCCGUACCUCUGGCGUUCCAGGCCUUGAAGACUUCAAAGCUAGGUAACAGCAAAAAGAAGUUGGGAUUCCUAGCCCCAGUGGGGUUCCCAUCUGAGCCUUGGAGGAUGGGACAGGGAAGCCCAGCCUACCCCCUGACCUGCUCUGGAGUAAGUAGAGGCGAGCCGUGUCCUUCUCCCCGUGUGCCCCUGACCGAUCCAAGUCCACCUCAAAUACCAACAAGGCAGAUCACUUCCGUUUGUCUCCUGCCAACAACACCUCUUGCUGAAACAGGCCAUCUCAUUAAUCAGCUCACAUUAACAGGGCUCUUGCUGUGUGCCAGGCUCAGUGUUAAGUGCUUAAAUGCUCCCAAAGCCUCCGUGAGGUAGGUAAAACUGUGAGAAAACAUGUACAGGAGGUUCAGUAGUGGGCCCAGAGGCACACCACUAGUCUGGCAGAAGCAAGCUCUCUCCCAGGCUGACCCUAGGAGUGCCCUUCACCAAGGAAUUCCUAACCCUGACCGUAUUCCUAAAGGAGUUGGUUACUGACUCUCGGGUUUAGGUUUUCUAGCACGUUGGUCUGUGUGGUAGGUUCAUUUUUAAGAGUUUGUCCUUUCUGGCAUGGAAUAAAUUUUAAUAUAAAAAGUGAAAAAACAAAAACCCAGUUUCUAACAGGCAGAAAAAUAGCUCUGAGCAGGGGAUGAGUGCUGUGUAAAUGUCUAAAGGAGCUCUUGAACCACCUGUACCCCAAACAUAGGUCUUCUCUAAGUAUUCUUUCCCAUCUCCCUAUUAUCCAAAAGGGAUAAGUAGGUGAGAACCAUCCCCGUUUCACGGAGGAAACAGGGUUAGGAACUUGACCUGAGCUCUAGUGUUCUCCCUGAGAGUCAGGGUUACAUGUGAAAUGCCCCACCAGGAUACUACUGGAAGGGGGGGAUGGCGAGCAGUUUUAUGGGAAUGCCCAUAUGAGCCCAAACCUUCAAGGGGGGACCUGGCAAUGAGGCGCUGACACACAGCUUUUCACACAGUCCAGUUGUGAAGUAGCGGGUGGCUAACGAUGGACCCCCAGAUUAAGCUGACAAACACUGGGAUGCUACCUUCACUUGGAACUGAUUGCAAAAGGACCCUGGAGGGGGAUCCUAGCCCUGGGGAUGCUGAGGGUUCUGGGAGCCUGGUUGGCUUUGGCAGGUCCCAGAGUGGGCCAGUGUCUGGUCAACAGGUGGCGUGAACACAGAGAUGAUUUCUUGGGAGGCGGGGAAGACCAACGGCCUUUUCAAGCUGGGGCCUGAGAGGAGGUAGCGGGACAGGAAAAACCACAACUCCCAGAAGCCCCUGCUCCUUGGCGAGUCUGGCCAUGGUUGCCAUGGUUUCGGAAAACAAUAUGGCCGCUCCCAGCUGGGACGCGAGUGUUUAGGUUAGAGAGGCAGAGUACUCGGGCGGCGGCAGUGGCGAGAGAGGAAACUUUUGAGGGAUUGUGAGGUUGAGGCUGGACGCUACACAGCUGGAACGGCCUGACCUUCCUGAGGGCGCCAAUGGCAGGCAGCGUGGACGAGGAAGCGCUGCACCAGCUGUACCUGUGGGUAGACAACAUCCCUCUGUCCCGGCCCAAAAGAAAUCUCUCUCGGGACUUCAGUGACGGAGUCCUGGUUGCAGAGGUCAUCAAGUUUUAUUUUCCCAAGAUGGUGGAGAUGCACAAUUAUGUCCCUGCCAACUCUGUCCAGCAGAAGCUGAGCAACUGGGGUCACCUGAACAGGAAGGUGCUGAACAAGUUGAACUUCUCGGUACCAGAGGAUGUGAUGCAUAAGAUCGCCCAGUGCGCCCCGGGUGUGGUGGAGCUGGUGCUCAUUCCUCUGAGGCAGCGCCUGGAGGAGCGGCAGAGGCGAAGGAAGCAGGGCACAGGCUCCUUACAGGAACUGGCUCCCCAGGAUGGCACUGACUACAUGGAUGUGGGUUUGUCCCAGAAGGCCCGAGGGGAAGGUGCCCCAGACCCCCAGGGAGGGGGGCAGCUCAGGACAGGCCGGCUGCCUGGGCCCCGACCAUCGCCGGGGUAUAGCCAGACGCUGCAAGGCGACCCAAGCUUCGUCCUCCAGAUCGCUGAAAAGGAGCAGGAGCUGUUGGCUUCGCAGGAGACUGUGCAGGUCCUGCAGAUGAAGGUGAGACGCUUGGAGCACUUGCUCCAGCUCAAGAACGUGCGCAUCGAAGACCUUUCCAGGCGGCUCCAGCAGGCGGAGCGUAAGCAGCGGUGAGCCAAGGCCCCAGCCUCAUGGGGACAUCCUCAUAUCCACCAAGGCCCAGAUGCCGCAACCGACACACCCAUACACCGACGGACAGAUGGUCAGGAAGAGCCAGCGGCUCCAGUGAGCCUCUUGGAACACGAGUGCCCCUCUUCCUUGGGGUGCAGGUGAACGUGGGGGGAUGGUGGGACAGGAACCCUCCAAGUAGAGCCCAGAGACUGAGCCAUCUCCUUCUACUCCAUCCGGGUCAGGUGGAUGGACUACUUUCCAGAACCUAAAAGCCACAUGCAGAGACCUGCGUGCACCCCAAAGCAUUGCCUAGCAAUGGGGGCUCCACCUUGGUGCUCCUUGUGCUGGGCUUUGGGGGGUGGUCCCCCCACUUGGUCCACACCCAUAGAAUCGAGUCCCUGCCCAACUCUCAGGACAGUGGUGUCUCCAUCCAGGCUAGUCCUCUGUACCCUUGGCCAUGAGGGAAGAUGCCCCAGACCACUGAGGGGCUUCCUUGCCCCUCCUGGGCACUCACCUGGGACCCAACUGAAGGCUGGAGAGUCCAGCAGCUAAAGAGGAAGGGGUGAGGAGCUCAGCCAGGAGUGGGGAAGACACGGGCUGUGCCUGUUCCAAUUGCCCUCCCCUCCCAUGGGGUAUGUUGUGAAGUUCUGGGGGCUGUGGGUCUGGGUUGCCCCCAUUAAAGAUAUGCUCUCCCUGCCUUCUCUUCUCUGAGGACAGUGAGUUCCUGUCCCCCUUGAGUGAAAGUGGAAGAGCCUGUGGGCCCAGAGUGGAUCUCACCUUGUGGAUGGCUGGGCCCUGAGUGGCCACUGCUUGGUCGGGUGAUGAUGCCACCAGAGGUUAGGUCUUGUGCACUAGGACAGUCUGACUUCUAACUCUGGCCUUAGACUACCCUCCAGUAUCCUCUAACCCAACCACAAACUCAGGCUUCAUAUUCUCCCCAUAUGUAGCCACACCGUCACCCUCAACCCUGCUUAUAGACUCAACCCUAAAUUGGUCCUCUACAUGACUCCCAAUUCUGCUUACAGACUGAGUCCAAGUUCUGUGGAUCAAGGGUAAGCUUGACUUCCAACCCUGAUCAAGAUACCAUGGCCUUCGUGUGAUCCUAACUCUGAUCAUCUACUGACCUCCCCGUAACACUGAACAUUUGAAAAUCCUGAGAUCCCACAGUUCUAUUCCUAGGCAUAUACUCAACAUACCGAGGGGAAACUGAAGCUCUUGUAUCCUGUGUUCUGGGACCCAUGUACUGCAAUGUUCAUAGCAACUCUUUGUAAUAGCAAAAGAACUAAAAAGA
Molecule: messenger RNA, 4345 nt
Organism: Phacochoerus africanus (Common warthog)
Lineage: Eukaryota; Metazoa; Chordata; Mammalia; Artiodactyla; Suidae
Gene: SPEF1
Product: sperm flagellar 1
Exons: 7
Coding region: 2344-3057 (237 amino acids)
Biological process (GO): regulation of cytoskeleton organization
Cellular component (GO): axoneme
Molecular function (GO): microtubule binding
Source: RefSeq, a predicted model, not a curated record